This is a messenger RNA of Esox lucius (northern pike), 1308 nucleotides long. RefSeq names its product regulator of G protein signaling 5b (gene rgs5b). The record is from RefSeq and is a predicted model, not a curated record. NCBI's taxonomy places the organism in Eukaryota, Metazoa, Chordata, Actinopteri, Esociformes, Esocidae. The coding region runs from base 110 to 643 and encodes 177 amino acids. The transcript has 5 exons.
AAAGGUGCUACACGGCAGUGUUUGAGCUAUUAAAGGCCGUACAUUUCCAGAAAACUAACGGUACCGUGAACCAAAUAAAGAAUCACCUCCAUUCAUAUCCACUCUCACCAUGUGCCAAGGACUGGACUCACUGCCGACCACAUGUUUGGAGAGGGCAAAGGAGCUCAAAGCUCUCUUUGGAAGAUUUCUGCAGAAGCCAGAUCUCAUCAGACACUCACUCAAGACUGAAAAACUAAGGUUAAAUAUAGAUGAACCGUUAAAAUGGAAGGAGUCGUUUGAGAACCUGUUGUCCAACCAAUAUGGUCUGUGCUUGUUCAGAGCAUUCUUGGUGUCAGAGUUUAGCGAGGAGAACAUAGCCUUUUACCUGGCCUGCGAAGAUUACAGGACAACCAAGACCUCCUCAAAGCUACCACCUAAAGCUAAGAAGAUCUAUGAGGAGUUCAUCUGCAGCGAUGCACCAAGAGAGGUCAAUCUUGACCAUGAGACCAAAGCCAUCACCAAGAAGAACAUGGAGCGCCCCAGCCACUGCUGUUUCAACCUGGCCCAAGAGAAGAUCUACGGCCUGAUGGAGAAAGACUGCUACCCUCGUUUCCUCAAAUCCCCCACCUACCUGGAGCUCAGUCGGCAGGUCAAAGCCGGUUAAAAGACCAGUCAAGCCUGCUAAACACCAUUAAGCCUGGUUAACACCAUUAAGCCUGGUUAAGAACACUUUAGCCAGCUUAAGACCUGUCACAAUUGUUAAAUACCCCACUGCAAUGGACAAAUGGAGUGGGACACCAAGAUAAACUCUGGAGAUGUCUGGAAACACCCUUUGGAAACCAGACCGUCUCACCAGGAUCCCCCUCAGUGGAGGGACGUUCCUGUGCUGCUGGGGCUGGAAGGACAAGGGAAGGUUCAAUUCGCUCACUGGAUUGAACUGGAAGUCGAAAGAUGAGACCGGAAUUUAUUGUUCUGAGGCAUGUGAAAGAGCCUUCUGUGAAAGAGCCUUCUGUGAAAGAGAGUUCUGUGAAAGAGCCUUCUGUGAAAGAGACUUCUGCUGUGAAGAUUCGUGUUUCUGAAAUCUGCAAGGGGUGAACCUGCGUGUCGUGAGUCCAGGCCAAGUGGUUUCUGCUGAUUGUAUUUUAGGAAAAAGAGGAAUUUGAUGGACUGCUUUGCACAACCUGAUGGGGAAAUUGUUACAUAUGGUGUGAUGGUGCCAAUGUCUAUUUAUUAAAGAUAUGUUUUUAUUUUUUAUUUUAUUAUUAUACCAAUGCUAUUGAAAUGUUUCUACUGUACAGUGCAACCAUUUGGCUAAGAUUAUAAUAUUUA